This is a messenger RNA of Daphnia carinata, 2468 nucleotides long. Its product is annotated as protein cueball-like. NCBI's taxonomy places the organism in Eukaryota, Metazoa, Arthropoda, Branchiopoda, Diplostraca, Daphniidae. The record is from RefSeq and is a predicted model, not a curated record.
AAGGUUGCUUCGCGCAUGAUCCCAAGAAUUUCGACCGAACUAGAUUUAGUAGGGUUGGCACGUUUCCCGGUUCAUGGUGUCUCGGUGGCCGGUGGAGACAAGGAAUACUGUUAUUCGGUUUUUUAUUUUAUCAAUGAGUAUUCCAUAAACUUACCUGCUUCUCUUCUGCCUGCGGAUCGAGAUAUGAUUUCAAGAUCCUUAUUAGUGUGGAUUUUCUUCGCGUUUGCAGCCGCCAACAAUUACGACGAUUUGAUUGUAGCUGUGGGCGAUCAGAUCGAAAUUCUCACCAAUGGAUCUCACAGCAAUCCACUCACGCUCAAAUCCUACAAUGCAUCCAUGCUAGUUGCUCUGGCGUACGAUCCAUCUUCACAAAGGCUAUACUUUUCUGAUAAGCGCAAUCGCCGUGGGCACGUGUUUAGCAUUAGUUUCGAUGGGAUCAGGGCUGAAGGAUCGGUUCGUGACGUCAUAGAAAGAAGUAGCAAUGAAUCUGUUGAAGCUUUGACCUACGAUAAUCUGGAGAAAGCGCUGUUAUGGACUGACGGUUCAAAACAGUCCAUUCGCCGCUUAGUGGUUGGUCGUGCAGACCUUCACGUAUACGAAAAUAACACGAUUGAGCUGGUACAUCUGCUUGAAGGGGAUAAACCCAGAGGACUUGUAUCAGAUCCUUGUACUCGAAUGUUGUUUUGGACCAAUUGGAACAUCGACCGCCCUACUAUCGAACGUUCACAUAUGAAUGGAAGCCAUCGAGAGAUUAUUGUACAGAAAGGACUGUUUAUGCCUCACGGUUUAGGCUUGGAUAUCAACCAGCAAAUGAUUUAUUGGGCCAAUAACCUUCGACAUGGAACUUUUCAAAUCGAAAGAAGUCAUGUUGACGGAUCGCGAAGGCAACUCAUUUACGAAGGAAAAGGGCACGAAAUGAGAGGACAAUUUAUCUUUGGUCUAACAGUGGGCGAACGUCACAUAUACUGGACCGAUUGGGAUCAAAAGGUACUUUGGUCUCUACCUAAAGAAGGAUCUAUCGAUGGACCUGUACCGCUACGCCGUUAUCGGCAUAAACCUAUGGCUGUGAUUGUCCUCCAGCGGAAUGCUGUUGUCUGCCCGAUUAUUCCGUCAAUGGAUAUCCACAAUUCAGCUGCCAAAAUAACAACUGAUUCGCCCACAGAUCAUGUAAUUGAAAUCCAUGACACCCAAGCUACAGGAAUCAAUUCGUCUGUAGUGUUAACUAGUACACUUCAAGCAAUACAGGUUAACACCGGUCCCGAUGGAAGUGACGCUGCAUUAUGUAAUGGUUACUGUUUGAAUGAAGGCCAUUGCUUUUACGUCAACGAUGAAAUCACCUGCAGUUGCCCGGAGAACUUUAUCGGUGAUCGUUGCGAAAUAGUAGACGCUGUUGAAAGCCCAUCGCACAAGACCUGUGAUGGGCUAUCUUUCGCUGGCGAGUACAGCGAAGUUUUCAUUGCGCUGAUCAGCACGUCAAUUAUGUGCGUCGUGUUGAUUAUCACGGUCAUAAUCCUGAGUUUACGUGUGUGGCGAUUGAGUUCGUCCCGUUCCCGCUUCAAGAGAAGAAUAAUCCGACAAGCUAAACAUCGCCAACCUGCCGAACGUGUCAUCAACAUUGAAGAUUGCUGUAAUAUGAAUAUCUGCGAAACGCCAUGCACUGAGCCGCCAUCAGGUGCGACUUUUCCUGGGCAGUGGAGCGACAAAGUCAAUUUACUUAAUUGCCAAUUUUAAGAUGGGAUUCGAACACUGUAUACCCUUCCCCUUGAAGUUAAUGCCUUUGCAGCAUCAUUUUUGUUCCCAUGUGAUGAAAUCAGAGUUGUAGAGUAGGUUCAUAGUGGAAUUCAGGGAUGAAUCAACUUAAUUUCGACCAUCUCAUCUACCUAGUAUCUCUAACAAGUGGAACCAUGAGAUCGACGAAGACUUAGUUGCAGGAGACUCCCCCCUCCUCUCAAUUUGUGCGCACACUGCCACCAUACCACUCGUCAAAUCAAGCAACUUCAUCCAGUCAAGUUACGUAUCAAACUCGGCACUCCUCUAGGUGUUUCAAACUCAAGUAAAAACAGUGCAAUAAUACUAAGAAAUGAAAACGAAAAAUUAUGAUAACAAUAAUAACCGAGUGGAGCAACAAAGGCGGCACUCACCCGUAAGAUGUGGGUAGUGAAUUUUUGGCCUUUAUUGCUUUACUCCUGUUAUUAUUAUUGGCAUUCUAAGCAAAAUUUGCACUUUUUCAUUUAUUUUUCUGUUUUUUUGUUGCAAAAAAAUGUUUUUUUUUUGUUCCGUUCCUCAUUGUAUCACCAAUUUUUCUGUAGAUCCUCUAUAGGAUGUCGUGAUAGCAAUAUUCCAGUCCCUUUUAAAUCUCCCAUACCAUCCCUAUCGGUUUCAAAGAGACUGGAUUAUUAACCAUGUUUAUUAUCGUAUCAUCUUCUUUUUUUAUUUUUAAAAAAUAAAUUAAGAAGGGAUGUUUUUUU